AUGGACACGGACACAGACUCUCAGCAGGGAGACAAGGCGGAGUCUAAAGAAGAAGCAGAGAAACCCUCUGAAUCUGCAGAGAAACCAGAUAAAACUGAGCCCACUGAGAAGGUGAAGAAGGAGGUGGAGGCAGCGGAGACGUCAGAGAAGGAGGAGGCGGAGGAGGAGCAGGACAAGGAGUGCACUGCAGAUAAGGAGAAGGAGGAGGCCAUGGAGACCUCCUCAGACACAGAGAAGGAGAAGGAGGAGAAAGGAGCCUCGGAGGAGGCGGAGGAGAGGAGGAGGAAGAAGCUGGUGCACGACAUCGGAGAAGGAAACAUCGCCACCGCUGCUGCAGCUGCACUGGCCUCUGCUGCCACUAAAGCCAAGCACCUGGCGGCGGUGGAGGAGAGGAAGAUAAAGUCUCUCGUGGCGUUGUUGGUGGAAACUCAGAUGAAGAAGUUGGAAAUUAAACUGAGACACUUCGAAGAACUGGAAACUAUCAUGGACCGAGAGAAGGAGGCGCUGGAGCUGCAGAGGCAGCAGUUGCUGACAGAGCGACAGGCCUUCCACAUGGAGCAGUUGAAGUACGCAGAGAUGAAGGCACGGCAGCAGAUGGAGCAGCAGGCUGCAGCAGCCGCAGCAGCUCAGGGCCCCCAGGGGCCUCAAGGCCCUCAUCCAGGACCUCAUCCAGGGCCUCAUCAAGGGCCUCAUCCGGCUCACACAGGGCCUCACCCAGUCCCUCACUCUGGGCCCCCUCCUCCAGGCAUGCACCCAGGAGGCCCCCCACCACACCAUGCAGGCCCCCUUCCUCACCACGGGGCCCCCCCUCCACAUCAUGGAGGCCCCCCACCGGGGGCAGCCAUGCACCCGGCUUACCCCCCCAUGGGGCACCACCCCAUGGCCCCGCACCACCCAGGCCAGACGGGCCCAAUGGGACCAGGCCAACCCAUGCCAGGCCGGAUGAUGGCCGGGCCCCCCUCAGCGGGUCCUCCUCCAGGGGGGAUGCCCCCCAUGAUGCCUCCUCGUCAUCCUGGAGCUCCCAACGGCAUGUACCCUGGUCCUCCGGUGCAGCCUGAGGCGGUGCCUGUUCCUCCUGUGGCUCCUGUUCCUGGGGGAAGAGACUGA
Knipowitschia caucasica is the source of this 1107-nucleotide messenger RNA. The record is from the annotation of a GenBank genome assembly. Lineage: Eukaryota; Metazoa; Chordata; Actinopteri; Gobiiformes; Gobiidae.